Messenger RNA from Coccinella septempunctata (seven-spotted ladybird), 768 nucleotides. RefSeq names its product secreted RxLR effector protein 161-like. NCBI's taxonomy places the organism in Eukaryota, Metazoa, Arthropoda, Insecta, Coleoptera, Coccinellidae. The coding region runs from base 1 to 768 and encodes 255 amino acids. The transcript has a single exon. The record is from RefSeq and is a predicted model, not a curated record. Gene Ontology annotation, molecular function: nucleic acid binding.
AUGCUUGAACGUUUUGGAAUGAAUGAAAGCAAACCUGUGAGGACUCCUAUGGUGAGUGUGAAUUACUCAGGUGAUGUGAGUGAGACGAAUAAAAAUAAAACACAUCCAUACAGACAAGCUAUUGGUAGUUUACUUUAUUUGUCUAAUGGAACAAGACCAGACAUUACAUAUGCAGUGAAUGUUUUAAGUAGAAAACAAGUAAAUUUUGAUCUCAAUGAUUGGGUUCAAGUUAAGAGAGUCUUCAGAUAUUUAAAAGGGACAUUAGAUUAUGGACUGAAGUACAAAAGUGAAAAGAACGAUUUAGAAUGUUAUGUGGAUGCUUCAUUGGGUAUGAAUGACGAAGCCGGAAAAUCCACAAGUGGUCUGGUUAUAAUGCUUUUUGGGGAUGUGAUCUAUUGGAGAUCAAAGAAACAAAGUCAUGUUGCUUUGUCCUCAUCAGAGGCAGAGUACAUAGCUAUGUCAUUAGCCUGCAAAGAAUUAACUUGCUAUAGGGAAAUGUGUAGAAGGCUGAUUAAAUUUGAAGUUGUCCCAACACUAUACGAAGAUAGCAAUGCUGCAAUUAAAUUAGCUAAAUCUGAAGAAUCAAAAGCCUUGAAGCAUAUUGUAAAACUAUGCUAUCAUUAUGUGAGACUUGAAGUAGCAAAUAAAAAUCUCAUUAUAAAGUGGGUGAGCACGAAAGAACAGUUAGCGGAUAUAUUAACAAAAGCUCUUGGUUAUUCCGUAUUCGAGAAAUUAAGAAAUUCACUUAUAGCAAAAAAUGAUGACUAA